Messenger RNA from Ipomoea nil (Japanese morning glory), 3283 nucleotides. RefSeq names its product protein FAR1-RELATED SEQUENCE 4. Gene Ontology annotation, molecular function: zinc ion binding. Gene Ontology annotation, biological process: regulation of DNA-templated transcription. The transcript has 5 exons. Lineage: Eukaryota; Viridiplantae; Streptophyta; Magnoliopsida; Solanales; Convolvulaceae. The record is from RefSeq and is a predicted model, not a curated record. Bases 354 to 2603 code for a protein of 749 amino acids.
UCCAAAGUCCAAAUGAUAUUUUUUUUUUUCUUUCCAUUUUUCCCAAAUCUUCCCGAUUGCCUUUCCCCAAUCUCUCCUGUCUCUGGUUCUCCUGGACGCGCCGUCGAACACUCAUCCACAACCCGCAAGGAUACGUAUAAAGUUCCAUUAUUUCUGUCCGACAAACGGCACAAAAUCCGUCUCUCGCCCUUCAGUGCUAUACUCCACAGCAUUGUUUAUGCGUGUGUGCUGGGCUCUUUCUCCAGGAAGAAGCUGAAACCUAACAUUGGAAUGUCACAGUACCGCCCAAAGUAUUGGUUUGGAGAAUAUUUGGGGUAAAGCUCGGUUCUUGUUUUGUGUGUGAGUUUUUGAUAAUGGAGUCUAGUGUUGUGGCGGGGAGCAGUAAUUUGGAGCCUCGGGAUGAUAUGGAGUUUGAUUCUCACGAGGCAGCCUAUGAAUUCUAUAAAGAAUAUGCCAAAUCUGUGGGAUUUGGCACUGCCAAAUUGAGUAGUCGGCGCUCUAGGGCGUCUAAAGAAUUCAUUGAUGCUAAGUUUUCUUGCAUAAGAUAUGGUAAUAAACAGCAGUCUGAUGAUGCUAUUAACCCUAGGCCUUCCCCCAAGAUAGGAUGUAAGGCUAGCAUGCAUGUGAAGAGAAGGCAGAAUGGGAAGUGGUACAUUCAUAGUUUUGUGAAGGAGCACAAUCAUGACCUUUUGCCGGCUCAGGUGCAUCUUUUUCGGAGCCACAGGAAUGGUGAUCCUCUCAAGAAUGACCCCAAAAUAAGGAGGAAAAAAGCUCUAGCUGCUGUGUCAAAUCACUAUGGUGGUACCUAUCAGUUUUCUAGUUGUUUGGAGAAUGUCUUUAGGAGUCAGCAUGAUAGGGGUCGUAAUUUGGCUUUAGAAGAAGGAGAUGCUCAGAUGUUGCUCGAACUUUUUGUGCAUAUGCAGGAAGAGAAUCCGGAAUUCUUUUAUGCCAUAGACUUGAAUGAGGAGCAUCGGCUGAGGAAUGUGUUCUGGGUUGAUGCCAAAGGCAUGAAGGAUUAUGCCAACUUCGGUGAUGUGGUCUCGCUUGAUAUUUCAUAUUUCUCGAACAAGUAUAAGAUACCUUUGGUCUUCUUCGUUGGUGCAAACAAUCACAUUCAGCCAACAUUACUCGGAUGUGCAUUGAUUGUAGAUGAAUCGGUGCAUACAUUUCUUUGGUUGCUUCGAACAUGGUGCUUGGCAAUGGGUGGACGAGGCCCAAGGGUGUUGCUCACUGACCAAAAUAAUGCCAUUAAAGCAGCCGUUUCAGCAGUUCUUCCCAACACUCAUCACUACUUUAGUUUGUGGUGUAUCUUGGAGAAGAUCCCAAGGUAUCUUGAUUACCUUAGUUUAUGGCAUGAUCCUUUCAUCGCAAAAUUCAGAAAAUGCAUACAUAUGUCAUGGACUGAAGAACAGUUUGAAAAGAGGUGGUGGAAAUUGCUUGACAGAUUUAAUCUUAGGGAAGAUGAAUGGAUACAGUCAUUGCAUGAAGAUCGCAAACGCUGGGUGCCUACUUUUAUAAGGGACGUCUCUUUUGCUGGCUUAUCUACUGCUUCAAGAGCUGAAAGUAUGAAUUCUUUAUUGGAUAAGUAUAUCAAUGGUGAAACUUCUUUAAGAGAAUUUAUAGGAAAAUAUAAGCUAAUCUUGGAGGACCGAUAUGAAGAGGAAGCCAAAGCAAACUUUGAUGCAUGGCAUGAAACCGCUGAGUUGAAAUCUCCAUCUCCUUUUGAGAAACAGCUGUCUCUAAUAUAUACACAUGAAAUAUUUAAGAAAUUUCAAGUUGAAGUAUUGGGAGUAGCUGCAUGUCAUCUUAGAAAAGAAAAAGAUGACACAACAAUGACAUAUGCCGUUAAAGACAUUGAAAAUGAUCAGGAUUUCAUGGUCGAAUGGACUGAAUCAAAGUCGGAAAUAUUCUGCUCAUGCCAUUUAUUUGAAUAUAAAGGUUUUCUUUGUAGGCAUGCUAUUGUGGUUCUCCAAAUGUCUGGGGUCUUCAGAAUUCCAAUUAAAUAUAUCCUACAACGUUGGAGCAAUAUUGCUAAAAGCAGGCUUCCCAUUAGUGAAAGAUUGGAUGAGGUACAAGCUAAGGUUCGUUGUUACAAUGACCUUUGCAGGCGAGCCAUAAUAUUAGGCGAAGAAGGGUCACUAUCACAGGAGAGUUACAAUAUUGCAGUUAGCGCUAUUAAAGAAGCUAUCAGACAGUGUGCAACUGUGAAUGGUCCUAUCCAGACGGACUUAAGACCACCACCUGGCAUGCCUGCGACCCUUGCAAUCCAGGGUGUUGAAGAAGCAAAUCACAGAAGCACAGCUGUAGCUAGAGAGCAGGUGUCUAAUAUUAAAGUGACACAAACAAGUAGGGGGUCAAAAAGAGUAGAUUCUGGGAACGAAAAGGAAAGUAAUGAAAGCUGUGCUAAUAAAAAGGGGAAGGUGCCUUUGGAACCAGAAGUCACAAAUCUCGGGACACAAGGAGUCUUUCAUCAAAUGGAUAUGCCUGGUAGCCUGGAUUAUCCAACCUACUACCCAAGGUUUCUUACAACAUUGCUGAGGGGUGGUGAGAUUAAUAAAAGGAAUGUGGAAUUGCUUGGUGAGAUGUUGGAGGAACAGAGUUGAAGCAUGCACAAUCAUGGAUCUUGAUAAAUCAAGGUUUUAGGGCCUUUCCUCUCCAGAAUAAAGAAGACAGAAGGAAUCUGCAAGUAAAUGGGGUCUAAGAGGAGAAAUUGUUGCCAACUUGGGUACUGAUUUCAGAUUUUUUUUUUCCAACUGAUGUUACUCGAGAACUAACUAAUUUUUGUAUAGAAUGCUACUAAAUCAUACCCGAAGAACUUGUAGACUUGUCUUCCAGACAGUAGCCAGUAAGGGUUGGAUCAUUGAUAUUCUAUUGACCCUACAUCAUUAUCAGCAGCCAAGAAUAUGCUAUUUUCUGCCAUAGUUAUGCAGAUGCGACAGCCUACCAAUCUAACUUUGCAUUUGCAUUGAAGUUGACGUUUUGAGAAAUCUUUUGAACUCAUUCUAAGCGCGAUGAAGAGGUUCAUCCUAAGUAGGUCUGCUGUCCUCCCCCGGAAGUUAUUUGUAUAUGCAUACAGAUCGAGAUUUGUUUGUUUGAUGCAUGUACAUCUGCUGUGGUUUUGUUUUAUAUGCAAAACAGGUAAAGAAGAAUGCUAUGUUGUAAAUGGAGCUGUGCAAAGCUCUUGACAUUGUAAUCUCUGUCUUGCCUAUUGUUCUGUGAAUUUGACUGAUUACAGUUGUUAAUGAAUCAAUUUACUCAGUAAACUUGUUUGGGGAAAAAAAAA